CACACUAGAUGACUGAAACUAUUAACCAUAUUUUCAUUGUUCUAAACCUAGUACUAGAACACUUGUAAAGCUGUAAAUUGUGAAUCAUAUCUUCUUGUCCUACUCAGUCUUUGAAAUGUUAUCAGUUUUAUAAAUAAUCUACUGAAUCCUAUAUUUUUGAAAUCGGAAAUCUAAAAUUGAGCUGGAACCCAAAUGAACCAAAACUCGAAUGAAUACCAAAAUUUCUAAAAUACAAGUUAUAUAUUUUAAAAUAUUAAUUGUAUUAAAUUUAUAGACAACAAGAUAUUUAUCCAGAUAGGACAAAAAAAAGAUAACCAGAUAUUUAAAAAACUGUUUAUAAAUAGAACUGCUUGAAAAAUCGAAUUAUUCAAAUAUUUAUCUUUAAUAUUAAAAACUAUCUGAAAUAUAUUAUAUGAAAUUUUAUGUAAAUAGCGUAAAUUAUCUGAUAUUUAAACUGAAAAACUCGAAUUAUCUGAUGUGCUUUACUUAAAUUACCCGAAAACUUGAAACUAAUUGGAUCCGAAUUUUUUUGGAUAUUUACCACUUUUCAAUUUUGCUAUCCAAACCGAACAAAAACUAAAAUAACAAAACCAAAACCGAAUCAAAUUUUGUAGAUAUCCAAAUGAUUCUUAGACUUUACCUUAUACACCUAUUUGACCUAAAAUAAACUUGCCAAAUGGAUAUUGCUAAUUUUUUUGGGCUAUAUAUGUAGUUUUAGAGAAAUUGCAAUCAAAUUUCACACAUGGAUAUGAAUAUCACAAGGCCCGAUUUAAAAAAGAAUACAAUCAGGCCCAUACGUAAUAAUAAUAUCAUAAGGCCCAACAUGAGCUUUGUUUCUUCCUCGUAGCAACACAAAUCGAUCGGUGUGCCUCUUAGCUAGGGAUUAUCAGUUGUUUGGGAAUGGAGGCAUCAUCUUCAGAUGAAACACCAUCUAAGUUCCUAUCCGACCUUCCGUCUCGCGGUUUUUUAUCUUCCACCGUUGUCUCCUCCAACCCGGGAAGCUUCCGGGUCUACAUAUGUGAGCAUGACACAUCUCCCCCAGAGGGACAGCAAAUCAGAACAAACCAGCAAAACAUACUAAUCAGAUCUCUCUCGUUAAAGAAGCAAAAGGGAGAUUCUAGUUCUAAAAAGAGGCCUGCAAAUAAGGCUCUUGACAACAGAAGCUCAGCUAAAAGACCUACUAAUGUAUCUAGACUAGGCCUUUGCCCGGUGCUUCAAGGUUUAGGGGUGCCUUUCUCUCCGGGAGCUCGCAGCAACCGGGAGCUUAGUCCGCUCAUACCUCUGCUUUGGACCAUCGACGCUACGCUACUUCCGGUCCUUCUCAUUGAUCUUUCUUCUUCCGUUUAGAAUCAGAAUUUCUUAUAGGUGUUCUGUUUAGUUUAAUUACUGUUCUUCCGCUACUUGUCUUCUUCGUUCUUCUGUAAAAAAUUAAAAAUUUGGUAUAAUAAAUUUAACAUUUUACCAAAAAAAAAAAA
This is a messenger RNA of Brassica rapa (field mustard), 1475 nucleotides long. RefSeq lists its product as uncharacterized. The record is from RefSeq and is a predicted model, not a curated record. Gene Ontology annotation, cellular component: Cul4-RING E3 ubiquitin ligase complex. Lineage: Eukaryota; Viridiplantae; Streptophyta; Magnoliopsida; Brassicales; Brassicaceae. Gene Ontology annotation, biological process: positive regulation of proteasomal ubiquitin-dependent protein catabolic process.